AGCAUAGCAUACGCGUCAACAUUCAGCACAAUUCCACCUCGCGGAAAACGAUAGCGUUGUCUUCUGAGUGCUUCAAGCAGCAAACAAAUGGAGGCUGCCCUAGGCCUGGACCUGGGCAGUCUGCUCAGCCAGCUUACUGCCACACAGCAAGCCCAGAGCGCUGCAAAGCUCUCUGAGCGCAAUGUCGUCGAGCUAAUCAAUAAACUGCGCCAGCUUGGCAUCCUGUCGGAAGGAGAGCUCCUGCAUACCCUGAAUGGCAAGGAAUACAUGACAGUGGAGCGCCUGCGUGCCGAGGUGCAAAAGGCGUUGCGACAAGCGGGUGGUCGCCUCGCUCUCGUGGAGCUGCCGACAAUUGUGGGCGUAGAUCUAAUUCACUGCGAGCGCCAGGUUGCAGCAAUCAUCGCGCAGAGCGCCGGGACGGUGCAGGAGGUGAAUGGCGAGCUGAUCACUACGCAGUAUUUGGACACAAUUGCCUCAGAAAUCAACGACCAGCUGCAAGAGUCGGGGCAAAUCAACGUGGGAGAGCUCGCGGCGCAGUAUGGGCUCGCCACGGAGCUGGUUAUGAACGUGGUGACGUCCCGCUUGGGCACGGUCAUUCAAGGCCGACUGGAGGCUGGGCUGCUGUACACGCAGUCCUACCUGCGCGCUAUCAAGUCACAGCUGCGGGGGGCGCUGAGGGCCGCCACGGGGCCCGUGCUGGUGGCGGCACUGCUGAAAGAGGUGGGGCUGGGAGUGGCGGCGGGGGACGCGGGCGGCGGCGGCGGACUGGCGGCGGCGCUGGCGGCGGGCGGCGGCGGCGGCGUGAUUGCCACACUCAUUGAGGAGCUGGUGCAGGAAGGCUCGCUGCGCGGCUCGCUCAAGGGCGGCGGCAGCAGCUGGACGCCGGCGGUGUACGGCGAGGUGGCGGCGGAGGCGGUGGCCAACUUCUACAGCCAGAACGGCUGGGUGGGUUACGACACGGUGCGCCGUAUGGGCAUCUCCAACGAGCGGGCGCACCUGAGGGCGGCCUUCCCCAAGGGCGUUGCGCUGGAGAGCGCAUACCUGGCGCCGCAGCUACUUGCCACGCUGGAGGCCGCGGUGGACGACGUCCUGGCCGCCAACGCCCACGCCGUGUCCCUAGCUGGCGGCGGCGGCGCAGGUGGCGGCGGCGGUGGCGGCGGCGCAGGUGGCGGCGGCGGCGGCGGCUGGGUUGAUGUGGGUCCUCUGCUGCCCAGUGUGUUGGGUCCGGCGGACGUGGCGGCGCUGCUGGGGCGGCUGCCGGCGCUGCGGGAGCAGGAGCGGCGGCCGGUGAAGGAGCGCAAGGCACACGUGAUCGGCGGCACCUGGGUCCUCAGCGCCGCUCUCAUAGCCGCGCUGCAGGAGCGGCUGGACGUCGAGGCGAGGGCGCUCGCACACAAGGCCCUGGCAGAGCGCAAGGCCGGAGGCGGCGGCGCAGCCGCCACAGCCGCUGGCGGCGGCGGCGGCGGCGGUGCUGCUGUUGGCGGCGGCGGCGGCGGCAAGGGAGGGAAGAAGGGUGCGGCGGCGGCGGCGGACGAUGACGAUGAAGAUGACUGGAGCAUGGGGCCGAAGGGCAAGGCCGGCAAGGGGAAAAAGGGCGGCGGCGGCAAGGCGGCGGCGGCGGCGGCGGGCGGGAAAGGCGGCAAGGACGCGGGAGGAAAGGGCGGCGGCGGCGGCAAGGACGGUGGCGGCGGGGCGGGCGGCGGCGGCGGCGUGACUGCUGCUUGGAUUGCGUCCAAGUUGCCGGUCUGGUGUCCGGACAUGGAUUGGGAGGAUGACGGCGGCGGCGGCGGCGAAGACAAGGCGGCGGCGGUGGCGGCGCUACUGCUGGCCGGCGCGGUGGUGGCGUAUGAGGAGGCGCUGCAGGCGGCCUUCACUGCGGGCGCGGAGGAGCGGCGGCGCGCCAAGGAGGCCCUGUCCCGCUCGCUGGAGGAGGCGUACGGCCGGCUGCUGCUGUACGGCGCGGGUGCGGAGGGCUUCGCGGCGGAGGACGAGGCGACACACGCCACCCUCAUGCGGCACGCGCUGCGCACGACGGGAGCCGAGUGCGUCGACCUGCUUCAUCGCUGGGCUCGGGCCGAGUACUGCCAGGGGGAGGGCGAGGGCGCCGCCGCCGCCGCCGCCACUGGCUCCGCCGCACCCGGGGCCUUCCUCAGCGCUUCAGAGGUCAAGGCUGUGCUGCGCGCUGUGCCGCCCGACGUGGCUGAAGGGCUGGCGGCGGCGGCGGAGGUGCCGGCCGCCGCCAGUGUGCGCGAGGCCGAGGCCCUGCUGGACCGCGGCGCGGCGGCGGUGGGCGUGCGGGUCAAGAAACUAGAUAAGAAGAGCGAGAAGGCGGCGCUGGCGGCGCUGCGUGAGCGGCUGUUGGGCGCGCUGUCCGGCGAGGCCGACCCGCCAGCGGCCCUGGCGCUCAUGGUGCCGCUGGCGCACCUGCGCAUCACAGGCAAGGCCGUGAGCCUGCCCGGCAAGGCUCUGGGGCCGGUGCUGGGUCGCCUGACCGCACUGACAGCGGCGGCGGCGGAGGGCGGCGGCGGCGGCGGCUUGUCUGAGGAGCUGGCGGCGUGUGUGCGGGGGCUGUCGGCGCUGCAUGAGGGCGUGGUGGACUACCUGAGGGCACAGUCCUCUUCGGCGCCCGGCGGCGACACGGCGGCCAUGUUGGAGCAGCUGACGGCGUCACUGCCGCCGCUGAAGAACGCGCUGGGGCUGCAAGUGGCGGGCGGCGCGGCGGCUGCGGCGGCGGCAGCAGAUGUGUGAGGCCGCGAGGCCGUGAAGAGGUGUGCUAGUGUUGCAGGAGUAGGCAGGUGGAUUCGCUCGGUUUUCAGAGUGCACAACGGGGAGUAGGGGUAUGGAGGCCGCCCAACAAGGAGGGAGGCGCAGAGGUGCUGCAAAGCAGCGGGUUGAGGGCGUGGAGUGGAGUGUGCUGGGUGUGUGCGGCGUGGCGUCUUCAGGAGGUCGACGGGGGGCGGCGCGAUGGUGGAGACUUCACGCCGGGGGCGCUCGGCGGGGGCCGAGCGCCUUGCGGCUGCUAGCGGGCACGCGCAUUGGGCUUUCGUGGCAGUGCUGCGUCGCAAUGCAGUGAGCGGCUGUAACAGCAAGCCCAA
Messenger RNA from Chlamydomonas reinhardtii, 3095 nucleotides. RefSeq lists its product as uncharacterized. Gene Ontology annotation, molecular function: UFM1 ligase activity. The coding region runs from base 88 to 2748 and encodes 886 amino acids. The transcript is spliced from 13 exons. Gene Ontology annotation, cellular component: endoplasmic reticulum membrane. NCBI's taxonomy places the organism in Eukaryota, Viridiplantae, Chlorophyta, Chlorophyceae, Chlamydomonadales, Chlamydomonadaceae. Gene Ontology annotation, biological process: protein K69-linked ufmylation; response to endoplasmic reticulum stress; regulation of proteasomal ubiquitin-dependent protein catabolic process. The record is from RefSeq and is a predicted model, not a curated record.